GAGUCAGUUUAUAAAACAGCUGCUCUGCUGCUUCUGCUACUUUAAAAUCUAUAAAUAUGCUUCAAGAAUUGCUGCCAGCUGUUGGACAUGGUAUUCAGAUGUCAUUGGUCGCGUUGGACUUGUGUGUAACAGACACCGCAAUGGAAUCCUGUGCCAGUUUACCUCAGAACUCGAGCACUAAGAGUACUCCACUGGGAAUGGGAGAAGCCAAGGAGAGGAAUCCAUGCAUGCUGCAGGGGACUGCUGACCACAAGACAGAAAGAUCUCCUUGUUACUUGCUCACUGUAAGAGUCAUAAGGGCAAGGAAUCUCCUUCGGACAGAUGCCUUAAGCCAGUCUGAUUGCUAUGUAGCCCUGUGGCUGCCGACAGCUUCAGCUGAAAAGUUCCAGACUAAAACCAUCAGCAACUGCAAAGACCCAGUCUGGAAUGAAACCUUCUGCUACAUGAUUCAGAGCCAGGUCAAGAACGUGCUGGAGCUGAGUGUCUGCGAUAAGGAUGAUGUUACCCAGGAUGAUCACCUCUUCACUGUGCGCUUUGAUGUCGCUAAACUUCCACUUGGAGAAAGAGUUCUCAUGUACUUUAAGUCUGAUCCACAGAGAAAUGAGGAGCUGGAGGUGGAAUUCAGACUGGAGAGUAUUUCAGGUCCCUCUGAAACCAUCGUAACUAAUGGAGUUCUAGUGUCUCGCAAAGUCUGCUGUUUAGAAAUUCAAGUGGAUGAGAAGAGGGGAAAGAAAAGGAAGCCUUAUUCACGAAAAAACAUCUCCCUCACAGUGAAAGGGUCCCAUGAAGAGACCCAAGAACUUACACUGGCCUCUGAUCCCAUCAUUUCAGCUUCAAGUCUCACUAAGUUCCACUAUGUUGAGAAUAAGCACCCAGCACUAGAUGUUAUUCUGCCAAAGGAGAAACCAUAUUACUCCUUUCGUACCUGUUCCUAUCAUACGAAGGCAGACUCCCCAUAUGUGGCUCUCAAUUCACUUCCCAUAGGAGAGAAAGUAACAAUAACAGAGGAUAAAAAAUUUGAUUUGAAUGUGAAAGCUACAGACUGCUCAGAAGACCUAGAUGUGCGCUUAGGGUUUGACUUGUGCACACAGGAGCAGGAUUUCCUGUGUAAAAGGAAGAAAUAUGUUGCUGCUGCUCUGAAAAAGGUUCUCCAGUUAGAAGAGGACUUGCAGGAUGACGAGAUUCCUGUAGUGGCAAUCAUGACAACUGGUGGUGGAAUGAGAUCACUGACAACGACGUAUGGCAGUCUAUCAGGUCUCAAGAAGUUAAAUGUCAUAGAUUGUUCUACAUACCUGACUGGCUUGUCUGGUACAACCUGGACUAUGGCAAAUUUGUACAGAGAUGCUAAUUGGUCACAGAAGGAUCUGGAUGAAAAAAUCAAUGAAGCUCGAAAACAUGUGACCAAAUGCAAGCUGGGUUCUUUUUCCAUGGAACGUAUGAAGUAUUAUAACAGGCAGCUACAACAGCGGAAAGAAGAAGGACAUAGGACAUCUUCUAUAGAUCUGUGGGGGCUCAUUGUUGAAUAUUUGUUACAUGAUGGGAAAGACUACCAUAAACUCUCGGAUCAGCGACAGGCAGUGGAUCAGGGCCAGAACCCAUUGCCCAUCUAUGUGGCAAUCAAUGUCAAAGAUGACUAUAGCACUAUGGAUUUCAAAGAAUGGAUGGAAUUCACCCCAUAUGAGGUUGGAAUCAUGAAAUAUGGAGCUUUCAUUCGCUCUGAAGACUUUGGAAGUGAAUUCUUCAUGGGUCGGCUGAUGAAAAGGCUCCCAGAAUCCCGGAUCUGCUACUUGGAAGGCAUGUGGAGUAGUUUAUUUUCCCUGAAUCUGUUAUAUAUCUGGAAUUUGUCUCACACUUCAGAGGACUUUUGGCACAGGUGGACCCGUGACAGAAUAAAUGAUAUCGAGGAAGAGCCUGUCCUCCCUAUGAAGUCACAUGAACAGAAGACUCAAGUAUUCACCUCAGCAGGUCCCUUUUCCCGUGCUCUUCGUGGUGCCAUUACAGAGCGUGUGUCAGUUGCCCAAUACCACAGUUUCCUAAAAGGCCUCCAGCUGCAUAACAACUACCUACAGAAUGACACAUUUUGUAGAUGGAAAGAUACUGUGCUGGACACAUCACCUAAUCAGCUGACUGAAACAGCAGAAUGCCUAUCCCUGGUCGAUACUGGAUUCUUCAUCAAUACCAGCUGCCCUCCACUUUUGAGGCCAGAGAGGAAAGUGGAUGUCAUCCUACAUUUAAAUUAUAGUGCAGGAUCACAGAUACUGCCUCUGGACCAGUCCUAUAAGUACUUCUCAGAACAAGGAAUCCCAUUCCCAAAAGUUGUGCUGAGUGAAGAAGAGAGGAAAAAUUUAAAGGAGUGCUACCUCUUUGAAGAUGCUGAGACUCCAGGGGCUCCUAUAUUGCUAUUUUUCCCACUAGUGAAUGACACCUACCAAAGUUACAAAGCACCUGGGGUGAAGCGCUGCAGUUCAGAGAUGGAGGAAGGCAAAGUUGAUCUUACCAGUCACUUUUCCCCCUAUUCUACAUAUUCAGUCACAUACAAGGAGAAAGAUUAUGAUCAGCUGAUUAAACUGACUGAAUACAACAUCCUGAAUAACAAACACCUGAUUCUUCAAGCCUUGCGUACAGCAUUGGAAAGUAAAAGGCAACAUAAAAAAUAGUCACCAUGGCAAGUGUCUUUUAUCUUCUAGCACAUGGAGAACCACAGCUUUUCUGAAGAUUGGCCAGUUUGACCCUAUUAACUAGCUGUCCCCGAUAAGCAAAGGUCUCCCAAUGGAGUGGCCUUCCUCAUUCCCCCAAUGAAUUUUAUUGCUACAAAAUGAAUUUAGGAGACUAAAGUGCAAUUUGUAGAAAUACAGUACAUGGAUAGUCAUAGACAAAGAGCUGCUGUGGUGAUGGGCAUGUUCUAAAUACCUAAAGAGUGAGUUUAAAAAUGUGUCUAAACUACAGUGUAUAUGCUGGAUUCAAUUCAUAUUUAAAUAACACUAGUUCUGCCUUGUUUUAGUUUAGAAACAACUAGUCAGUGAACUAUUGCCCAUGGGCCAGACUGUGACAUGUUUCACUAAGAUGCACUGUAGGGAAGAGGACUAGGAAUUCUGCCAGUCAAGCCAUUGAAGGCUCAAGGACAAUUACGGUCCCUGUGAGGAGGGGAACACAAGAACUGCUCUCUCUUAGAUACUAAAGUUACAGUCUUAUUUAAUUCCGAGAUAGCUGUAGACCUCCCCCUCAGUGCCUGCAGAGUUAGGCAGCAGCCAUAUACAGAUUUUGUAGAUUGUUGUAGAGCCUAAAACAGGGAUUUAGGUUUGUCUGAGGCUUAAAUUCCUACGUACCUUUGUUCUUCCCCUAGUUCUUGUAACAUGCUUUGGUUAAGUUUACUUUUAACAUCCACUUUUCAUUUGUUUUUUAACAUAUAAACUGAAUGUUCUGCCUGUCUUCAAAGUAUCAGAGGUGCCCUUGUAAUUAUCUGUUAUUUAUGUUUUUAAUCAACAGUUCUAAUUUAAAAUAAACUUAUGU
This is a messenger RNA of Pelodiscus sinensis (Chinese soft-shelled turtle), 3510 nucleotides long. RefSeq names its product cytosolic phospholipase A2 epsilon-like. Gene Ontology annotation, cellular component: cytosol. The record is from RefSeq and is a predicted model, not a curated record. Gene Ontology annotation, molecular function: calcium ion binding; calcium-dependent phospholipid binding. Gene Ontology annotation, biological process: glycerophospholipid catabolic process. NCBI's taxonomy places the organism in Eukaryota, Metazoa, Chordata, Testudines, Trionychidae.